Messenger RNA from Colletotrichum acutatum, 1320 nucleotides. RefSeq lists its product as uncharacterized. The record is from RefSeq and is a predicted model, not a curated record. NCBI's taxonomy places the organism in Eukaryota, Fungi, Ascomycota, Sordariomycetes, Glomerellales, Glomerellaceae. Bases 1 to 1320 code for a protein of 439 amino acids. The transcript has a single exon. Gene Ontology annotation, cellular component: meiotic nuclear membrane microtubule tethering complex; nuclear envelope. Gene Ontology annotation, molecular function: protein-membrane adaptor activity.
AUGAAGUUGGACAAGAAGGGCCGGCCCGUCGUGGGAGAGGAAUUCUACCACGCGUUGCGUGACCUCAUGAAGAGUGAUGCCGAAAUUUUGACCUUGAGCCGGGGUCAUGGCGGCUACCACUUCAUCUCCGAUGAGAACUGGCUAGCAAUCAAGAGCAGGCUACAGAAGGAUCCCGUGUAUCAGAAAGCUUCUGAGCCGCCUGCGCAAGGACUUUCCUCUGCCGACGUCGAGAAUAUUUCACAGUCCAAGUUCGACAAGACCUGGGAGAAGUGGCUCGUCAACAAUAACAAGAAGAUCGCCAAAAUACUCGAGCCUCAGUUCAGCACGUCCAUUCCAGACAAGAUUGGCAAGGAUCUCGAAUCGAAGAUUGAGAGGUUCGUCAAGGACCAGUUCAAGAAUAAGGACACCAAGGACGUCGUGGUAACACGAGAUGAGUUCAUUCGCCAUCUCAAGGGCGAGUUCGCCACCCACCGGAAUGAGGUCAAGGCUGAGGCGCAAGAACUGCAGAAGAAGCUCGAGCAGUAUAUCAAUGAAUCGGUCGAGGGCAUUUUGAAGAAGAGCCCGCCAAAGGGCGUCACACGGACCGAAAUGAUAACGGUGGUUGAUGGCAUGAUCCGCCAGGCGAUUGCGAACGCUGGACUGGAAGCGCUUGCGCAAGGCAAGAUCGGUGCGGUAUGGGAUAAAGAACUCCGCCAUCAGGUCAACUACUUGGCUCAUGGUAGCGGCGUUAUUGUAUCACCCGACCAUCUGACGCCCAAUUACCUGCCUCCCAUCAAGGCCAAACUAGGCACCGAGAGUUUCAAGAAACUAACAUCACGGAGUCCUCACAUCCAACCCCCCGCUGCAACGCUGUACGGCUGGGAGGAUGAAGGAGACUGCUGGUGUGGCAUGGUUGUCGUGGACAGAGAUGGAAAAGAAGGCGGCGUUCGCAUCGGCUACAUCCUCAGUCGAGAGAUUGUCCCCCAGCAUCUGGUCGUAGAGCACAUUUUGCCUGGAGCUACGCUGAAUCCCGACGCCAGGCCAAAGGACGUCGACAUUCUGGCAUAUUACACCGACCUUCACACGCGUAAUCGGGUUGCUGACUUUGCGGCUGCCCAUUUCCCAGGCACCAAACUCUCGGAUGGCUGGGUGAAGAUUGGUCAACUUACUUACGAAAGCAGCGACACACUCAACGGAGCACACGUACAUAAGCUCAGUUCGGAGCUACUUGCCCUGGGGGCCUACACAGAUCAAAUUGCGCUUCACGUUACCAGCAACUACGGCUCGGACCACACGUGCUUGUACAGAGUGCGACUCUAUGGCGUGGAGAGCGAGGCUUGA